AUGCCUUCAUUCGUCACCGUCGCCUACCCCCGCCCAAGUGGGGAGGUAAAAUUCGACCUCAAGUACUACUUGGAGAGCCACAUGCCGCUCGUCCAGAAGACCUGGGCCGAGCACGGUCUCAAGUCAUGGACUGUCACCGAGCACGCCGAGGGUCCCUAUGUUAUCACGGCAGCCCUGAAAUGGGAUAACCUCGGUGCUUUUGACGCCGCGGUGGCUGCUCUCGGCGGAGCCGAGAUCUUCGCUGAUGUUCCCAAGUUCACCGACAUCAAGCCCAUUCUGUUGAAGGGCGAUGUCAAAGGCUACUGGUCUGCUUAA
Neoarthrinium moseri is the source of this 315-nucleotide messenger RNA. RefSeq lists its product as uncharacterized. The record is from RefSeq and is a predicted model, not a curated record. Gene Ontology annotation, molecular function: oxidoreductase activity. The transcript has a single exon. The coding region runs from base 1 to 315 and encodes 104 amino acids. NCBI's taxonomy places the organism in Eukaryota, Fungi, Ascomycota, Sordariomycetes, Amphisphaeriales, Apiosporaceae.